Molecule: messenger RNA, 822 nt
Organism: Exophiala oligosperma
Lineage: Eukaryota; Fungi; Ascomycota; Eurotiomycetes; Chaetothyriales; Herpotrichiellaceae
Exons: 3
Coding region: 1-822 (273 amino acids)
Source: RefSeq, a predicted model, not a curated record
AUGGGUCCCUGUAACUGCAGCUGUGGCGCCAACUGCACUCUGACCAGUGACACCCUCUCGGUUUGGUCGGAGUAUUUGGCGAAUGCGAAUGAGAACGAAAAGCUGGACCACCAGCAACUCGAAACGACCGAAAAAGUAGCUCUCAAAGCCCAAAGGGAGGUGACUGCCAAGUAUUCAAGGGAGAUGUUUUGCGGCAAUGGUAGCUUGAUGCGUGUUCUGCCGGUGGCACUUAUCACGCAGGACCGUGACGAGGCAAUCGGGCGCGCCAGAAAGAGUUCUCUGUCGACACACCCUCACAUCAGAUGCCAACACGCCUGCACGAUUUACGUUUCGUUGGUUAUGCAGGCUCUCGGCGGAGCCUCAAAGAAUACCAUGGCCAAGAAUCUAGCUAGAUCAGUGGGAAACAAGGGCAAACCAAAUGCUAUGACGGGAGAAGAGGAUCUCGAGGCUGUGCUGAAGGAGCGCCUCGAGCGAUACAGGAGCAUCGAAGAUUGGCGUUCGACCCCCUCAGACUCGAUACGAAGCACGGGUUACGUGGUGAAUAGUCUCGAGGCAGCACUGUGGGCGUUCUUCUCCACAGAAAAUUUCGAACAGGGAGCCAUCCGAGCAGUCAAUCUUGGGGACGACGCAGAUACAAUCGGGGCGAUAUACGGUGAUCUGGCAGGGGCAUUCUACUCGACCGAUGCAAUUCCGAAGCAUUGGCUUGCGGACAUGAAGAGAAUAGAAAUUGUGGACGAAAUAAUCGAGGAUAUUAUUGAGUAUAGAAUCCUCAAGGGGGGAGUGACACAUUAUUUACUCCGUAUCGUACGUACCUGUAGAUAA